GUGGAGAUGAUCGAUCGAUCGAUCAGCCCCGGUCGGUCGGACCGCGAGCAAACGCUGCGUCUCGCUCUCUCUCUCCCUUUUCCUCCUCCUCCUCCUCCUCCUCCUCCUCUAAAGAAAGAAGAGCCACAGCUCGCCCUCUCCUCCUCCUCCUCCUCCUCCCUCUCUCUCUCUCUCUCUCUUCGUCUUACACCUCAAGCCUCUCGUCUCUUCUCCGGGGACAAGCGAAAAAGGAAAAUAAAAAAAGAGUAAAUGCCUGCCCAAAAGCGCCCGCUUCCUCCUCCUACUCCUCCACCGGAUCACCAACUCCCCCCCUCCGAUGAGUCUCCGCCUGCUGACCGACCCCCGCCUCCCUCGUCUCUGCCGACACCGGCCGUUCAGCAUGAGCAGGAGCAGGGGCGGGAGGAGGAUGGUGGCGAUGGCGGCGAAGGGGACGCGGGGAAAGAGCCGCCAGAGGUCCCUCAAGAACAGGAUGCAGAUUCUGAUGGCCGAAAUGCUGGCGGCCAAUCGUCCGAUGAAGAAGACGAGGACGACGAUGAAGCCGUGAAACUAGAAUUUGUCCCCGUGAAGCUGGCGGACAUUCGAAAAGAAGUGCAAUGCCCUAUAUGCUUGGGGAUAAUUCGGAAGACAAGGACAGUAAUGGAAUGCCUGCAUCGCUUUUGCCGGGAGUGUAUUGACAAAUCAAUGAGACUUGGAAAUAAUGAAUGUCCUGCAUGCCGUACUCAUUGUGCCAGUCGGCGUUCUUUGAGAGAUGAUCCUAACUAUGAUGCUCUUAUAGCAGCCCUAUACCCAGAUAUUGAUAAAUACGAGGAAGAGGAACUGGCUUUCCAUGAAGAGGACAAAUUCCGCAAUAAGAAGAUACAAGCAUACAUAGCUGAGACAUUUCGACGACAAUCGGAAGCUCUUGGUAGGAGAAGGUCUACAUCUAAAGCUGCUACACCAUUUGGAAGAAGAUCACAAGGAAGUUACCGAAAUCAUCUGCGUGGGAGAGGUAGAAAUAUUGGUCGUGACAUGGCAGUUGCAGGCUCUGAUGAUGAUGAAGAAGAAGAAGCAAAUGGUAACGAUGGCACUAAAGAUUCCUCUUCUGCUGAUGAGCCCUCUCCUGACCGAAGACCAAAGAGAUGCAAGAGAUGGGGAGCACCGCGAUCUUCACCAGCUAGAACAGUGGGCAGUGUUGAUGUUGGAUCUGAGGAGAAUGAUGACUUUGAAGUCAACAAAGAGCCUCUUGGGACAUCACCUCUGCGAGCAGGAAACAGAGAUAUGCUUGCUUGGGGUAAGAAUGGCACGCGUAGUCAGACUAGACAUGGUAAUACUAGCGGUGCAAAUGGAAGGUUGGUCAAAGGUGGGCGCAUGGCCAAAUUGGUGGACUACCUACGCAGUUUAGAUGAUGCUGAUGAUGAGUUUGAUGUACAUUUGACCCUGGUUCCUCUGGAUGAUGGAAGUAUGCCAAAUUUGGAACAACCAUAUCUUAGCUGCCGGCCAACCUUGUCAAUCGGACAUCUUUGCCAAUUUAUUGCUCUUCAGACAUCUGUACAAGCUGAAGAGUUGGAGAUAUAUGCAAGGAAGCCUCGGAGUGGCACUCUCGGGGGCGGGUCUUCCAGCUCGAUGGAUGAUGCCCCUACUGUACCUUGCAUAGGCCUACAGAUACUGGAGGGACAUGAAUCUCUUGCAACACUUAUUGCUUCUUUCACUAGUGAACGAGGGGAGCUGGUGUUGGUGUACCGUCGAAAGGCACAGUACAGUGCUAGAGAAGUGCUCAACAUCACUUAAUAUGAUGUUUCCGCAUGAGAACCCCAACAUAAACCAGACACCUUUUUUUUUUUUUGUCUGUGCUCUAUAUGUAUAUGAUAUACAUACAAUACAUAUAUAUACAUAAAUCCAAAUAAAAGGCUGGUCGAGCGAUGGAACGAUAGUGAUUGAAAUCACAGAGCACCAUGUCUGGACAAGAAGGUCGGACCAAGAUGCGAAGCGGAGAGAACUUCCAUGCUAACUUCAUCCAGCAGUGAAAUUAAAUUUUAAUAUCUCUUUAAUUAUGUCCCAACAAAGUAGGAAGUGACAUGUCUUUGGUUUCUUUCAGUUUAUACUUGUGUGUUUACUGUUGUUCACUUGAAUCUAAUUUCCCUUUCAGCUGCUCGUCAUAUAAUCUAUUGAAAUGCGCUACCUCUCCGUUUAUGACUUGUAC
This is a messenger RNA of Musa acuminata subsp. malaccensis (wild Malaysian banana), 2179 nucleotides long. Its product is annotated as putative E3 ubiquitin-protein ligase RING1b. NCBI's taxonomy places the organism in Eukaryota, Viridiplantae, Streptophyta, Magnoliopsida, Zingiberales, Musaceae. The record is from RefSeq and is a predicted model, not a curated record.